CACAUCACGCCAGCGGCCAGCAGAGUACCCGAUGCCCCCACUAGGGAGGAAAAACAACGCACUCCAACUCCAGUGAGCAGCGAGCCAUUUGAUGCGAGAUAACUACGCGAGGCUCCUCCUCCUCCUGCUCCCCGGUCUCUCUCGCUGUCCACCUCCGAUCCCCUCCCCUCCUCCGCCCAUUCCCCUUGUUCUCGUGAUCACCUCCGGCCCCGAGGUCCGGCGAGAGGGACGCGCGGCGCGGCGCAGCUCGCGGGAGGUUCUUGCUGCGGAGCUCGUCCAUUUGCGAGCCCGCCGCCCUCCGGGUCAGAGGGGUAGCUCGCCGCCGGCGUGAGGGGGCCGUCUUCCGCGUCCGCGUCCGUGCGUUGGGGGUGAAGACAGGGACACAAGUGGGCGGGCUGCUUCGCCGCUGUUGCUUGUUGGUGGCGGUAGCCUCUGGAACACUCCCGCUGCAACAGGCAGGCCCAUCAAUUUAUAUAUUUGGAAAUACAAAUAGCCAAAGUAGGCGUGGUCAGCAUGCAGUCAUAUUGGCCACCGUUCAUCCCUAACGCCGCCAUGGAGAAGCCGGAGAUGCAUUCCUUGUACAGCGAUUAUGCACAUAUAUUUGACAUGUCAGCAGAGAAUGCAAGACUGGGCUGCUACAUCGCUCCCAAGAUUGGGCACCUGCCUGUCUUGUUGAAACGCUAUGUCCUCCUUACUGGAAGCGCAAUUUUGACCAUUAUCAUCCGCUACAGAGCUCUGCUGGAUAGAUGGAUACUGCAAAAAUGCGCAAUCUCCCACUCCCAGGGUGCACCUGUUCAGUCCACCAUGAUGUUGCGAUCCUGUUGGCAAUGUAGAUCCUUGCCUUUGUUUCUUGGCAUUGGUGUUCUGAUGGCAAGGCUCUGUAGCUACAUAACCAUUCAGAGUCAUAACAAUAAUCGGCAAGUCAUCCGCGGCAUUGAAGCUAACCUUGAGGGCGAUUCGAUCAUUAAGAGUAACGAGUUGUGCAAUCAGCAGUCCGUCCUGCCAAGUUUGCUUGGCAGCAAGCACGAGUAUCUCCGUUUGCUGCUUCAUUUUAUUUGUAGCACCGCCAUUUUUAAGGGGCAUACAGCGCCAAAGGUGGUCAGCUUCAAGGGGAGGAGCAUACAGAAGAACUAUGAUAUCAGUGCACUUUGGAGUAUCGUUGCAAAAAAUGGACAAUAUCUUACUUUUAUUGGAGCAUUGGUGACUCUGCAGAUAUUUCUACAGAUGAACAGAGUGAACACUACCACUUCACUCCUGCCAAUGCUGAUUCAGGCAACAAGUUCCAGGAGCAAAGCUGCGGUUUUCAGCAAGAUGGUGAUAAUUCUGGUGAACUCAUGCGGCAUUCUUGGAUCCGCCUUCACGACAAAAAAUCACGGUCGUGCGGCAACGCUAACCGUCAGCAUUGUUCUAAUGGUAUUUUGCCAGAUGGCGAUUCCAUUGAUUGUUGAGUUCCACAUCGGGUUCGGCGGCGGAAGCCGAAUGCUGAGAGGGUACACCGCUGCCAUGUUCUUGCUCACCUGCGUCGUCUCCUGCGGCCUCAGUUGGUCAUGGGGCUCCAUGUUCUGGACCUUUCCCGGCAAGAAGGUCCACUCGGCCGGUCAGCUGUUGGGCAUGGCUCUGAAUUUGGCCCUCUGCUACGGCCAGAUGCAGUUCUUCCUGAUGAUGCUGUGGCGGCUGAAGAACGCCAUCCUUGCCUACUAUGCCAUGUGGAUUUGGUCGUGAUUAAAUUAGGGUCUGCACAUAAACCACGGCUAGACGAUAGCGCCGUGGAGUAGUUCAGUGGAUCUGAAUCUGUGAUGCUAUCCCUUUUCUUGGACAUAUUUUUGUAUAUAUAUUUUCUUUUUUGUAAGUACCUCUCUGAAUAGUUCUCCUGUAAGCUUGCAGGGGUCCUAUCUGUAGUAGAUCGCACUGUCUAUAUGUGUACAUAGAAGCAUAAGCGCGCUUCGCUGCUCUGA
This is a messenger RNA of Aegilops tauschii subsp. strangulata, 1955 nucleotides long. RefSeq names its product sugar transport protein 5. The record is from RefSeq and is a predicted model, not a curated record. Lineage: Eukaryota; Viridiplantae; Streptophyta; Magnoliopsida; Poales; Poaceae. Gene Ontology annotation, molecular function: carbohydrate transmembrane transporter activity.